AUGCAGACGGAGGAGGAGACGGCCACCGCUGAAGAGCCCAUUUUGGAGGACGGGUCAGGACGAGAGCAGCAGCGUCCAGUGCAGCAGUCCCUGGCCUCCUCCCUGUGUCGGGAGUCUCACUGGAAGUGCCUCCUCCUGACCCUCCUCAUGUACGGCUGCUUCGCCACGCUCGCCUGGUGCGCUCUGUGUCGCGUCCCUGUCCUCGGCUCCUCCUCCUCCGUUCCCCUGGGUUCUGACGACGACGCCACCUCGGCGGCCUACUACAACGACAUCCUGCACCUGGAGAGCCCGUGCUCCAGCGGCUACGUCUACAUCCCGCUGGCCUUCCUGGCGAUGCUUUACGUGGUUUACCUGGUGGAGUGCUGGCACUGCUUCUCCAAGACGGCAAUGUUGGCUCAUGCUGAAUUCCAGGAGGUGUACGAGCGCGUGCAGAGGCUUCAGCAGGCCACGCCCUGCAUCUGGUGGAAGGCCAUCAGCUAUCACUAUGUCAGGAGGACCCGGCAGGUGACCAGGUACCGCAACGGAGACGCGUACACCACCACACAGGUGUACCAUGAGCGGGUGAACACUCACGCCUCCAGCUCAGAGUUUGACUACGCCCGCUACGGUGUCAAGGACGUGUCGAAGGAGCUGCUGGACCUGCAGCUGCACCCUGCGGUCCGUCUACGCUUCACCAAGUGUUUCAGCUUCUCCAGUGCACGUGCUGAAGCUGCCUACCUCACCCAGCGAGCGCGCUUCUUUGGGGAGAACGAAGGACUCGACGACUACAUGGAGGCCAGGGAGGGGAUGCACCUGAAGAACGUGGAUUUCCGUGAGCACAUCCUGGCUUUCCCUGACCCGACCCGGCAGCCCUGGUUCUCCCGGCACAAAGUCUUCUGGCUGGCAUCGACGUUCCUGCUGUCCUGGCCGCUGCGCGUGGUGUCAGAGUACCGCACGGCGUACGUCCACUACCACGUGGAGAAGCUGUUUGGUGAGGACGAAGAUGGUGGUGGCGGCGGAGGAGGAGGUGGUGUAGGAGGGCCAGGUGGGGGAGGAAGAGGGGAUGGGGUUGAAGGAGGGACUGAGAAUGGACUCCAUCCUGGAAUCAACGGGACGAGUUACAGAGCCAUCUCUCGGGUCAACACGGUGGACAUGACUGAGCUGGAGUGGCACAUCCGCUGUAACCAACAGAUGGUGCCGAGCUACUCCGAAGCCCUCCUGAUGGACUUGGACAUGAGCGGGGGGACAAACCCCACCGCCUCUACGCCCAUCUCUGGGCCCGCAAGCUCCACCCCCAGCCAAGGGCCCAACCCGCCUCCUCUCGCUCUGCCCGUCGUCUUCAACUCGGCUUACCUACUCCAGAGCUGCCCCCGCUGCCGGAGGACCACGUCCAGCUCUAGCCUGCCCUCCAGGCUGAGGGCCCCCAUGGGAACCACAGCCCUCCUGAACGCUACCGUGGCAGGGAUCAGGGCAGCGGGGCAGGGGGGCGGAGGUAUCGGAGGGCGGUUGGUGCUCAGUCGGAGCGGGUUCUCUCUGGGGAGACUGGCAGCAGGGCGCCCCAGCAGCCUGUUUCAUUCAAGAAGCAUGGGAGGAGGGCUCGGAGGGAGCAGAGAAGAUGGAGGAGGGAGUGGAGGAGGAGGGGGGGGAAGCAGUGGGGGAGGAGGAUUCCUUGGUUUGGGUUCAAGGCAGGACAACGAGGAGACCAGAGGAGUGCUGGAAGGAGAAGGGGAUGAAGAAGAGGAGGAGGAGCAGCAGCAGGAGGAAGAGGCGGCGGUGGUGGUGAUGAGACGGGAUCAGGGAAGAGGAGGCGAAGAAGCAGAGCAAGACAGUGCAGGCGAGGGGAGGGAGAGUGAAGGGGGAGGGAGGGAGCGCCCUCCCUCCUAUCAGGACGCGUUCUUCUUUCCCGUCCUCAUUAUACACGGAGAGGAGAGCUGCCACGCCGGAGACGACAUGUGAUAAUAAACAUUUACAUUAAGAGCAAGAAAGUCUGAGCAGAGGCCGAGGGAGAUGAAAGGACGCGCUCAACACAAAGACAAGAGUGGAUCAGAGAGGGAAGGCAAUAAGAAAUGAUGGAAUGAAUGACAUGAGAACAGAUGAAGUUGAAAGAACUAUAGAGAGAAGAAAUGAUUCAGGCAGAACAAAGCGUUAAACAGAUAAGAGCAGCUGUGUGAAACAGAAUAACCAAUGAAACAAGGGGGGGACGAGGAUAUGUACGGGGGAGCGAUGCAUACAGUACAGGAAACACACUGGUUCAGAUGAGCUGGCUUGUGCAACAGCAAAAUAAUACAAAGUCUGAUGCUGUGUUCACACCUAGCGCAUAGCAACGUUCUCGAGUGAAAAGAUACUGAUAAACAUCUUAAAUGAUGGUGAGGUAAUAUCAUCAUCACUUUUAACUUUACGUCAAAAUCGAUGUGGACGGACAUAUCUAUGCCUUGGAGAUGAAGCAGCUAGUGUGUUGCCCUCAUCCAUCCAAACUCCAUUCAGGCAAACAAGCAUUUUAAAAUGUGUUGCUUGUCCUUUCGCGUACAGACCUAACAUAGCAUCAACCUAGACUUUUCAUAUAUUAAAGUUGUUAUUUCAAAAUCUUUUGGAGUAAUUUAUUGCACUUUGGUAAUCCGGACUAAUUCCCCUAUUCAAUCUACGUGUACGGUGUGAACAUAGCAUGAGAAUGAGUUAAGCCAAGAAAGUACUUGAAUACUGUAGACUUUGCUGCACUAAGAUAUUGAGAAAGAGGGGAGGGGGGACAGAAAGACUGAAAACAUGGGAAUGUAUAUUUCCAGAUUUAUCUAUGCAAGAAAAUGAGUGAGAGGAGUAACGGGUCGAAAGAGUUCAAUUAAAAGAGGAAAUGCAGAAAGAACUUCUAAAUAUUUCAGAUGACAUCACAAAGGGUUACUAAUUCAGUGUGAGGAAGUCAAAGGAGAGAAUCAAUGAUGCGUUUCUGUAAUACAAAAUGACAAGUGGGGAAAGAAGAACAUUCAAAAUAUUAGGACAGAGACAAUAAGCAAAGAUGAAUAGUAGAACACAAACGCGACCAUGACAGACCAGGUUAAUCUACAUAUGUUUUUUAAUUGAAAGACCACCUCAAGAGGAGGAGAAAAACUAAAACAGACCAAACUUACGAGCAGCAACCCUUACCUGCAAUAACAUUCACACAGUCCUCCAGUUAAUACAAAUAAAGAUCCCAGGCUUUACAGGUUCACUUUACAACAUCGUGCGGCAUCU
Molecule: messenger RNA, 3201 nt
Organism: Eleginops maclovinus (Patagonian blennie)
Lineage: Eukaryota; Metazoa; Chordata; Actinopteri; Perciformes; Eleginopidae
Product: transmembrane protein 151B
Exons: 6
Coding region: 1-1935 (644 amino acids)
Source: RefSeq, a predicted model, not a curated record